Xyrichtys novacula (pearly razorfish) is the source of this 10230-nucleotide messenger RNA. Lineage: Eukaryota; Metazoa; Chordata; Actinopteri; Labriformes; Labridae. The record is from the annotation of a GenBank genome assembly.
GUUUCAGUCAGGGGGCUGGGCUGAGUCUGCACAGUCACAGGCAGGAAAUAUCGUGUGUGUGAGUGAGUGUGUGGUUGUGAAAGAGGGGGGGUUAUGUAUUUAGGGACGUGUUCCUCCUUGCAUGACUUCUCCCUCUCUUUCUUUCUUUCUCUGCUCAGACGUGUUGCGCCCCAUCGCUAACUCACUCCUCAAGGUAAGUUUGUAAAAUUUGCAUUUGUUCUGCUUCUUAAAGCCGUUUUCCUCACGAAGUCUAGGAUUCUGGAUUCUUUUCUAUUGUUCCUUCCUCCCACCUCUUUCCCGGCAUGCUCUCAAAAUUGCAUUCCUGCUCCUGAAAUCACAAGAGGAAUUUCAUAUCAGGACAAUGAAUCUAAAGUCUGUCUUGGUACAACUUGUGCCUGUUUGACAUCCAUUUUCUCAUUCAGUCUGCUCUCAUACUGGGUUUCAUUUCCUACAAUGGGAAAAGUCCCACCUUUGGUCUGACUUCCCUGUCUGUCCCUGUCUUACUUCCUACACUUUAUCCUGAUCUUAUUUAUUUACAACUUCCUUAAAGUAAGGGUGUGGUUUUGAAGUGGUGCCAGACCCAGAUCUAAUGAUAUGGUUUUGACAAGAACCACGCCUAUAAAGGUUGAAAGGUUUUAUUUAAUCAUAGUUUUGUAUCACAUUACUGUUUUUACUCCACUUUGUUUGUCUGGUGGAUCAGUCUUUCUUGGUUACACCCACCCUCAGAUGACAGAUCUUCCUCAGAUCUCUCUGCACCGCCUGCAUAUUGUCUCCUCUCAUAUUUCUAUCUGGUUAUCAUCACACAAAUGACUGAUGGAGUCGGUGACCUGUGUAGGGCGUCUGUGACCCCAUGUCUCCACCUGAACUCCUCUGUCCACUCUGCCUCUCUGUCUCUCUGUCUCUCUCUCUCUUUUGGAUAUUCGUCUCGCACCAAGGCCAAGAGGGUAACUUUCUGUCUUUAUAAGUCAAAGAGGAAAGUGUCACGAUUAAAUUUAUGUAUAUUGAUUUACAUAUUAGGUUGGGACAUUAACUUUACAAUGACUAAUAUGGACGACAGGCACGUUUCUCUGCAAAAAGUGAAGCCAAUAUCAAUCUGCUCUGGUAUUAUAUACUCGGAAGUGAAUUUUGACGGGCCUGACUGUACACAUCAAGCCCGAUGCAAUUUUGCGACUUUCCGGGGGGGGAAUGGACGCAUCCCGGGGAAGACUUUUCCCAGGGAAAGUCCCGCCUCCUUCAUCUCCGAUUGGCUAGAAAAGCUGGAAAUGUCAUCACAUGCUCAAGCCAAACAGUCAGCACUUAUAGCCAAUCAGAGGUGAUAAGAUAAGCACAUGAAACUAUAAUAACAACUGUUAGCUUACAUUAGCACAGAUGAAAGUUAAAACAAAGACGUUUAGCAAACUGUUAAAGCACACAAACAUCGUCAUAUGAGAGAUCUGACGCCAUGUUGUCCUUCAGGUCGUUAUCUUUGUAAUAUUUGUGUUUUUUAUCAAAAAGCACUCUGUUCUCCGACACGUAAACAAUCAGCCGGUCGGCCAUGUUGGAUAUACCGGUGAAUCUGAAAAAAAAUAUUGACAUCCGAAAUAAUCGCAUGACAAAAACAGUUCCGGUGUGAAAGGACCUUAACUCUUCUAAAUCAGUGAUAAACACGACAGGACUCCAUAUUUGUCAAGCUUGACGUCACAUCCCUUCUUUUAGCGCAAAAAAAAUGAACUAAAGGCACAAUGGGGAGUUUUUAAGUGGUUGAGAACCAGCUUCAACUGAUACUGACGCCUCUAUGUGACUUAUAGAAGUAAAUUAUACCUGGUCCUGGAGGGGAAAUGUACGUAGGCUUUGGAGGGUCAAUGGCAUUAAAUGAAUAUUCAUGUUUUUGAAAUAGUUUUUUACAGCCUUAGUGAAAUUGUGAUUCCAUUGACCUUUAUAGCUAUUGUUCAAAAGCUUGUAGGCUUCUGUGUUGAGGAAGUAUCUGCAAGCUGAACUUAGUUGCACAAUGCUGGUUUUAAGGCUCACUGAGAGACCACAGAGAAGAACAGCUCCUCUGUUCAGGAUAGGGUCAUGGGUGUCUUCCUGGGCAUGUUCAGGUACCUACAUUUCUUAGACGCGCCCCUGCUUCACCUGGACUUUCAUUUAUCUGUUGCCGUCUUGGUUGCCCUUUGUGCAAAAGGAGGUUAGGCUAAAACAAAAGGAGGAGCUGGAGUUAGAAGAGGUGUAGAGGAGUGGAAAGAUGGAGCAGCCAGCAGCUUGCUCUCCCCGUAAUUAUCCUCUUGGUGUUUAGCUUUAGCCAGGAACCAGGAACCCGACUCUUACCCCCCAACAGGCCGCAGGUAGGCUUUCAUCACACCCGGCUCCAGUUACGUCCCACAUAUAAGCUAACCAGGCCAGGUGAACGCAAACACUCCUCCUUCGCCAGACCUCUCGAUCCCUUACAACCUCACACACACUCACACACACACUUCAGUGGACACGCAGAAUGGAGCAGGAGUCAGACAGCAUGCCGGAGGCACCGAUGGAGAUCAUACAGUUAAGUGGAUCAGGCCUCUUCUUCUCUGCGUCCUUACCUAAACUUUAAACUGCUGUCUAAGCAUUGUAACUUUAACCUUGGGGCCCCUGCAUCAGCCUCCUCAGGCCCUCUCUCCUUGCUCCCUUACGUCCUCUCCUCUUCUUCCCUCCCUUUUUAUAACUUUGAUACAUCAGACCUCAUGUUUUAACCUCUGGAUGAGGCUUUUGGCUCCGUUUAGAAGCUGUUAUUUGAUCAUGGAUGGCUAAAAACAAUGGAGAGGUGGUAUAAGAUAACUAGGGGGAAGCAGGUUGAAAAACCAUGCUCGAAACUGAAACAUGAAAAAAAAAAAGGGGCGGAGCUGCAGAUGACCUCGAGUUGUGCUGACAAAUAGCGCUAAAAGUUUCUGCUUUUUCUGCCGCCUCAUGGGCGAAUUUUAACACAGGAUAUGGGAGAGUUUGCAGCAAGGCGUUACAUGUUGCAUAAACCUCCUCAGUGGCUUUUUGUUAGUUAUUUACUCCUGCUUUAUUAUCUUUGGCUGUUGCUUAGAGUCUCUGCAGCAGUGAAACACAGACUGCUUACUCAUGUAUUACAGUCUUCUGAGUAAGUGCAAUAAAAGCGUCACUUAUGUUGAUGUUUAUUUAAUACCUAUCUGGGCGUGUAACACUGUCAGGGUUUUAUUUGCCAACACCACAACCAAUCAUAAAGAUGUACUGAAUCAUCGUUCCAGGCAAUUUCAUGAUCAUCAAUGUGAGUUUGAUAAGAACCAUAUCAUGUGUGACCACGAGGAAAAACCUUCUGAUUAUCUGGGAGCAUAAGACUGUCAGUGGGUAGGGAUAGCUGGGUUAAAAUAUGACCAAAUUUAUUCAUUCAGUGAGCAACAAGUAUCAUAUGAUAAAAGUUCCAACAGUUUGAAAAAAUAUCAUAGUAUAGCGUGAUAAAAAUAUCAUGGUAUAGCGUGAUAAAAAUAUCAUGGUAUAGUAUACUGUGGUAGUAUUGUAAGAUAAAAAAAUGUCAUAGUAUAAAAUGUUAAAAAAGGUCAUUGUAAAGUACGAUAAAAAUGUCACAGUAGAGAAGGAUAAAAAGAUGUCAAAGCAUAGUAUGCUAAAAAAGGUCAUUGUAUAGGAUGUAAAAAUGUCAUAGUAUUGUAUAAUACCAAUAUCAUAGUAUAGUAUGAUAAACUGACACAGUAUAGUUUGAUCAAAAUGUCAUAUUAUAGUAUGAUAAAAAUUUCAUUAUAUAGUUUGAUAAAAAUAUAGUACAGUAUGAUAAACUGUCACGGUAUAGUAUGAUAAUAUUGUUAUGUUAUAGUAUGAUAAAAAGUGUCCUAGCAUAGUGUGAUAAAUAAGUCAUUGUAGUAUGACAAAAAUGUAGCAUGAUAAAAAAAUCAUAAUAUAGAAUGAUAAAAAUGUCAUCAUAUAGUAUGAUAAAAGUGUCAUAGAAAAAUAUGAUAAAAAUGUCAUAAUAAUCUAUGAUAAAAAAUCAUAGUACAGUUUGAUAAUAAUAUAGUAUAGUAUGAUAAAAAAUGUCAUAGUAUAGAAUGAUAAAAAAUGUCAUAGUAUAGUUUGAUAAAAAAUGUCAUAACAUAGUUUGAUAAAAAUGUCAUAGUAUAGUAUGAUAAAAAUGUCAUAGUAUAUUAUGAUAAAAUGUCAUAGUAAAACCUCAUAAUGCAAUCCGGAAUUACCAGAUAUUAUUCUCAUACACUCACAACAAAAACACAGCAAAAAAGUGAGAUAAGGGACCACAGCACCUUUGAUGAUAAAACUGCAGCUGAAUAAAACCAUUACACAAUAAAUGUCAAUCUGGCGACAUAUAUCAUCAUAAUAGCGCCACCUAAUGGCAGUGUUUAAGACCUUACAACAAAUAAUACUCAAGAUCGAAACAACGUGACAAUGGCGUGAACAGCGCACACCUAAUACACACCAUAGACAGGUGAACAGCUCCCUUGGGAAGCCCACAAGAGGUUGUGUCCACCACACACGUAUCGCCAGUUACGCAUUACCUAAAUUCCACUUUCAUUCAAACAACAUGUAAACUACAAUAUAAAUUCCACGUAGAACAAUACACUCACCAAUGUGGAUCAUGUUUUGAAGAGGAAUGACGCUCUGCGGUCCUCCAUGUCCGCAAACUUCUCUGUGACCCACGAUAAUCCGGUGCAUUAGUGAAAAAUGUCAAUUGUUGUGUUACUACGGUAGCCGAGCUAGCGAGACCUGUUCAGUUUACACUCUUUCCUCUAAUCAGCCAACGAGGGGCGCUCUGGGGUCCUGAACUUCAGGCCCAACUGCAGACAUUUAAGUGUGCGCUGCACACGCGCAGGCACGCGCAGCCGUUCGCCAUCUUGCCGGUUCCCUACCGAGCGGAAACAGAGGCACAAUGAACUUCUCGCACACAACGGCACCACAGAAGGUAAAGACGUUGCGUUUAUCUAAUGAAAACUGCAGACAUCUAAGUGUGGACAAAGUGAGUUUUUAUUAAGUUAUGCUCAGCGACGUUUUUGACACAGAUAAACUUAAUUAAAAAAAGCUUAAAAUCCUCUCCUGCACAGCAGUGCACUCUGGUGGGGACGGCUCCUAAUGCAAAGACGCCAUUGGUGUUAGUAUAGUUUGAUAAAAAAUAAAAAAGUCAUAGGAUAGUAUGAUAAGAAAAAAUUUCAUAGUAUAGUAUGAUAAAAAAAAAAAUCAUAGUAUAGUAUGAUUUAAAAAUGGUCAUAGUAUAGUAUGAUAAAAAUGCAAUGGUAUAGUAUGAUAAAAAUGCAAUGGUAUAGUAUGAUCAAAAUGUCACGGUAUAGUAUGAUAAAAAUAUCAUAGUAUAGUAUGAUUUAAAAAUGGUCAUAGUAUAGUAUGAUAAAAAUGUCAGAAUCUCAUGAUAAAUAUGUCAUAGUAUAGUAUGAUACAAAUGUCAUAUUAUAGAAUGAUAAAAAUGUCAUCACAUCACAAUACUGUGUGACAGUAAUUGAGAAAGAGGUAAAUGUAGGUGGCAGCUGCCUUUCUAUCUAUACCUGACCGUCUCUCACUUCGGCAAAAAAUAAACCAAGCAGAAUUAAAGACGACAGGAUGGUGCGGUUAGCUGACACGCUUGUUUUUCAAAACCACUCUCUUUUUUUCUCCUUCCUGAGUGACAGGAUGUAAGAUCUACAAGAUAGAGAGAGUUGUCCACCAGAGUGACUCAACUUGGCUCAUCCCCACCUGUGACAUGAUCCAGCAUGCUUGUUACAACGCCUGGUUCUGAGCAGCGACACUGGUGUUGUGUCAGCGCGGCCUGCUCGGUGUUGUGUUGCAUAAAAGUGAUGUCAUGUAGCCCGUGGUCGCAGCAACACAACCCUUCAUUUGAGUAAAGGAUGAGUGUAAUUACAGUCAUCACAUUAACAACUCUGCCUUUCUUAAAGAGACCCCGGUUUGUCAUUGGAGUUAAAAUCAUUUUCCUCAAAGUGCUUUGUAGGAAUCCAACUCUUUCAGCGAGAAGGAUGAGAAGUUGUCCGAACUUUAGGAUUUGCUUUUCCACCCUCUUACUCGAACUGAAACAAGAAACAUUUGUCUCCAUUCAUUCAAACUUCCUCUUUAAGCCACAGUGUUCCUCUUCUGCAGCAGACCAUUUUCUUGACCGCACUAAUUUCCCUCUCAUCUCUCCACAGUAUGCUUCCAUUCAAAGCGGCUCCGGGUCAGUUCAGUCCCGAGAUCCGAGAGCAGGGCCUCCGAGUGUGGAGGGUGGAGAAGAUGAAGGCGGUGCUGCUGGAUUCCUCUGAAGUUGGAGCGUUUUAUAACGGGGACUCUUACCUGGUUCUGGAUAACCGGGGUCCAGGACUAGUCAAUAUUCACAUGUGGUUAGGUAAGAAAGAUGAGAAACACUAUGGUGGUCUUCUUUUUUAAGCUAAAAUGAGUUGAUUCAUGAAAAAACAUCAAUGAGAGUUUUAGUCUAAUUCAUAAAAACUCCUAACAUGAGCUUUAAGUCCUCUGUAGAUUCAUCAUUAAAGGGAUAUUCCGGCGUAAUAUUAAGUUAGGGUCAAACACACCGUAACACUGAGUUAGACACCCUGUCGAGAGAUAAAUGUUGCCGACCGCUUGCUUCUCUAGUUAUACCAACUUUAGUAAUGAUAGCAAUUCAGAGAGCUACGUACUCAACCAAACCACCACUCUAUAGCCACAAAUAAUGCUCAGAACAGCACCUAACAUCUUUUUAGCUUUGCCUGAUUUCUUCAGCAAAGAGACUAAACACAACUCACCUUCUCUCUUUCAGCAGCCCCUUGUUUGUACGGAGACCUCUGGGCGAGUCAAUUGACUGCAGCGGGGUGACGCAGCUCAAGGAAGAACAUUUAUGAUCAUUUCUUUAUCAUUUCCUUGAAAUAAUAAUCACCAUAUUAAUCAUUUUGCAUGUCAAAUGCGGUAGUUCUUCUGCCUUAGCGUCUCGGUCUGAUUGCAUUUCCAUGAGGAAAUGAUCAUAAAUGUUCUUCCUUGAGCUGCGAAACUCCGCUGCAGUCGAUGGACUGGCCUGGCUUGGACUAUGGCUGGGACCCUAUAUGUACUGUUGAUGAAGUUAGGUGCUGUUCUGAGCAUUAUUUGUGGCUAUAGAGUGGCGUUUUGGUUGAAUAUCCCUUUGAAGCUUCAGGAAGAAACAUCAAGUUUGUGUUGAUUUUGGCGCCCCCUCAAGGAUAAAGCAGUGCCUCUUUUCUCCUUCCUGGUCACAAACAAGGUAACUGAGUAGAAAAUCAAAAUAGAGUCUCCUUCAUUUAUUAGUCUGACAUGUAUGCACUACAAAACUAAAAACACAACAACAUCAAACAGAGUCUGUGUUAAGACCUAUUUAACAGCAGUAUGUGGUUAAAACUUAAAGAGACGAGCCCUCUAAUGUUGACGACACACGAGACUCAGGGCUGACCUGCUGCAUCAUUGUUUAGAGAGUGAGAUCAGGCGGAGAGGAGUGGAGGGGAUGAGCACAGGGGAAGAGAGGUCCGGAGGGAAACUGGGAUGGUUUUUGAGCACGGCUCAUUAAAAAUACAGGAGGGCUGUUACAGUACUCAAAUGUGGCUGUUGUUUCCAGCAUGUAUCCGGCUCUUAGGUAACACUAAGCUGAUUGUCACAGCGUGGAGAGAGCUCUCUGUGCUCACGCAUGUAUCACCUCCAGGCCUCACUCCCUCCUCCACCUGAUUAGUGUGGGUUAUCCUUGUUUCUGCUUUUGUUCGACUGACCUAUGACCUCUUAUCAGCAGCUUGUUUUGUCAUUUAAUAUCGGACAUCUUAACCUUUUUGGAGCCCCACAUGCUGCUAAUUUAAAGAUUAUCAUUUUGCACCGGCAGUAUGAUAACUGUAUCGCACCAACAUGCGUGUUUAGUCCUACAAAAUUCAGAAAUUCUGACCUCCUUUCUGUAUUGUAGGUGAGAAGUCAUCAAGAGACGAGCGGGUGGCGUGCGCCAUGCUUGGCACGCAGUUGGACAACUACCUGGGUGGUGAACCGAUUCAGCACCGAGAGGUUCAGGGCUACGAGUCCAUGGAGUUCAUGACUUUGUUUCCCAGAGGAGUCAGCUACAAGGUGAGGAGGAGACACACCUGACUAUGAGUGUAAAGAAAGUUCUCAAGCUCAGUUCUCAUUUUCCAUCUUGUUCAUGUGAUGCCGUCAAAGUAUACUGAUAGGAUCUUGAGAUUUGUCCAUAUCAUACAAGAAGAUUUCACCACUUCCUGUUACAGCUUUGCAAAACCCCUGCAUGUUUUCUGUGGUUUAGCUGGAUGAUAUUGCCUCUGUGACAAAGUACCAUCAUGUCACCACCCUGUUUGCACAUGUGCCGACCAGAGCUUGUUAAAACAAACCGGGAAGUUCAAUCUCAAACCUCGGUGACCUUUCCGGGCAGAAUAACAAACAAUAAACAUAAAACAGUAAAAAAAGAAAAACUACAAUGUGCUUUCAGGAGGGAGGAGUGGAGUCCGGCUUCAGGAGGCCUCAAGGCAGCGGUACCAUUCAGAGGUUGUACCAGGUCAAAGGGAAACGCAACAUCCGUGCCAAGGAGGUGGAGCUGUCCUGGAGCAGCUUCAACAAGGGAGACUGCUUCAUCCUCGACCUGGGCGAGGUGAGCGUGAGAGAUCUGAACCCCCAAAAAACCUUCAACUACUUUCCAAUCAAAGUGAUGGUUUUACCAAUGAUGUGAUUUCACUCUGCAGACCAUCGUGUCCUGGAUCGGGUCGCAGGCCAACAUCUUCGAGAAGCAGAAAGUGCGCGAGAUCGCUUCACUGAUUCGUGACACGGACAGACACGGAAAAGCAAAAAUCAUGGACACGAACGAAGGGGAGGAGCCAGAGGAGAUGCUGAAGGUAGGCACAGACUGACACAUAAUACAUAAUAGUGUUGUAGUACUCCAGAUCAGUCUUGAGGGUCUUGGUGUCAUCACGGAAUCGAAGGCAUUUUCAUUGGUCUUGUCUCGGUCUCGGUCCUCUCUGGUCUCGGUCAUGUCUUGGUCUCGGUUGGUGCGGUCCUGACUACAACACUAAUACAUAAUUCUGAACUUUUUUUGCUAGCUACAAAAAAAAUAAAAAUAAAUCAAGGGACUGUAGAGAAAGCUAAUUUCAUGGUGUUUGUGUUGUGUCUCUGUAGGUCCUGGGUAAGAUGCCCGAGCUACCGGAGAGCACGGAGGAGGACACCAAGGCAGACGCAUCAAACUCAGCCUCCCUGUUUAAGGUCAGCCUUAAUAACUCCUCUUGUUUUUUAAUUCUCAAACCCUAUUAAUAAUAAAGGAUAAAACAAACGUGUACGUCCUCCACAGGUGUCAGAUGCAACAGGAUCUAUGUCGACAACCAAAGUGUCAGGAAAGAGCCCGUUCGACAAAGAGCUGCUGGUGCGAGACGACUGCUUUAUUCUGGACAACGGGGCCAACGGGAAAAUCUUUGUCUGGAAAGGUCGGGCUCUAACGCCUUUAAUGCUCACAAAGGAAAUAUGCAGUUUUACUUUAGACUAUGUGUGAAAAUUAGUCUGGGGUUAACCAUGAUCCGACAGGGGAAUUUGGGUUAGAAUGAACCUUGUGUAAAGGAGUUAGGACAACUUCCUGUUCCAUGGCGACACACUGAAACCCUUUUUGAAGAUCAAACUCAACGUACCUUUAGUUUACUAAAUUGCUGAUGCUAAUAUAAUCCAUUUAUCAACUUUCAGGUAACGGAGCAAAUGCUGAGGAGAAGCAGGUGGCGCUGCAGAUGGCGGAUAACUUCAUCGACCAAAUGCAGUACAACAGGAUGAAAACUCAGGUACCGAACAUUCCUCUUACUUGGAAUGAACAUUUUAAAACCCCAAACAAUACUGAUGUACUAAUAUAUAGUUACCCUACAGUACCUGCUCAAUGAUUUAUAUUAAGCAAAAUUACAUUAACGACUGUGUUUGUGUGUUUGUGCUGCAGGUGGAGAUCUUGCCGCAGGGGAAGGAGACGAUCAUCUUCAAGCAGUUUUUUAAGAACUGGAACUAAAAGUUUCAGUGGAUUUAUUUGACAAACGCUGCACUAGAGGGCCCGCUAAAUAUCCGCGACACUGCUUCUGAUAAUAAAACAGAUUUUUUUAUAUGCAUCGACUUACAUGUACAUAUUUGUAGGUACUGUCAGAAGCUUAAAAUAAAAGGUGUAACUUUUAUAUACAAACAAAGAGUGAACUACUGAGAUGUUACUGAUAUUUGGAGCCUAAAAAAAGGUCUUAAAGUUUUUUUUUUAACAUUUGUUUUAGUGUCACAGAUUUGCCUGCAUGAAAAAAAUAAACCUGAAACUGCUUCUUAUGA